UGUUGUUAGGUUCGCCCCCUCAUGACCAUAAUCGUGGAAUCGUGGUCACUUGGACCACCUGAGAGACUCAAAAAGACUGCUGUUUCAACUUGCACCGUUUUAAAAAUAAUUUUUCUCGUGCUUGUGGCAGAUAUGUGCUCGCUUGUCGCUAAUUAUGAUUCUGACGAAGAGCAGCAACCAGGCGCGCCCAAAGGGUCUCAGAAUGAAAGUCGAAAAGUUACCGAAAACUCGAGCAGCGAGUUUGGAUGGAGCUUGAUGCAGGCUAAUGUACAACGAGACAUGGAAAUAAGUGAUGAUGACUCUCAAAGAGAAGAAGAAAUCAUACCAGCUAAGCAGUUGAGACGGAAAAAAAGGAUUGACUUUGCAACUUCUUCAAAUAGAUUUCUUCCUCCAAUUGCUGGGACACAAGUGGAAGAUAGUAAUCCUAAGACUGAGAGUUCCGUCACAACAAAUCAAAAAGAUAAACUUUUGAAUUUGCAAGCUGUUAUCCUUCCCUCCCACAGCUACACUACAAACAAUCAAGUUAUUGUGUCAAAAGGGUGUGACAAGGAAACCGAUCAAGAUAUUCAAUUAAAAUUGAAUGAAUGUCUUUGUAAACUAUCCAGUUUAAUCCAAAGAAACUGUGAUAACGUGGAGAAGGCUGCAGCUAUGCUAAUGAAACUGCAAGUGCUAAAAGAUGCGUGGCAUGCUGGAGCCUUGGACUGCACUUACUUCUGCAGUCAGUUGGACACAAUUUUGGAUGUUUUGCAACCGCACACGGCACCAAUCGCAACAGCAGUGAGCACACAAGUAGCACAACAGCCGCUUUUCCCCAUAACGAAGGACGAGGCGGACCAGCAUGAACACCCUGCUCUAGAGCCUUCGUGUCUGUAUCAACCUCCCCCUCCUCCACCACCUGAAGAAGAUUACCUGCCAGCCCCGCCUCCGCCGCCGCCGCCUCCAGAAGUGGAUGAGCACCUUGGACACGAGCUAGAUUCAUUUUACUCUGAAAUGGCUGGCAUCGAGGCAGCCUUUGAUCAGAAAAAGGAAGAUCUGUCCGCAGCUUCUGCCCCUGGAAAAGAAUUUAAUGAUGAAGUUGAUCCAUCAAAGGAAGAAAUUCCUCCAGAGCCAGUUGAGAUGGUCAACAAAAACAGAAGAGGCAAGAUAAGCUCAUCAGUCGGAAUGAAGAGAAAAAACGUAUCAUCGUUAAUGGAAAAAUGGAACAAAGUGAAGAAAGAGUGGAACGAUUGACGGGUGCAGCGUGGCUAAUUUUAUUUUAAUUUUGCAAAUAAAAGGAAUGAAUGAAUGAUGAUUAAAUACAACUAA
Molecule: messenger RNA, 1305 nt
Organism: Cloeon dipterum
Lineage: Eukaryota; Metazoa; Arthropoda; Insecta; Ephemeroptera; Baetidae
Exons: 7
Coding region: 22-1230 (402 amino acids)
Source: RefSeq, a predicted model, not a curated record